AUUCUCUUGCAAUGAAUUUAUAAAAGGGAAUGAAAGCCAACGGAGACCACUUGAGGAAGAUAACGACUUUGAACUCAUCAAAGAACUCCCACCAGGAGUAUCAUUAUCAUUCACGUCCUUGUGUGUAGGAAGAAAGAGCAAGACAAAAGCAAGCCAGGGAUGGUUGCUCCUCCCCCCUGAACCUGCUCGCUUUCCCUUUUCUGACAAUACUGUCUCUUUUCCUUCUAAGACUUAAGCAGGUUGUAAUGGGAUCGCGGGUUGGCUGACCCAUACAAUUUAGGAGAAAAGCUAUCAUUUCCAGAUACUGUGUUCCUUCUUGGAUUAACUCUGUCGUAUAUAAUAUAUAUUUUAUGGGUGUGUCGGUUGAUUCUCCGGAGGGAGGGAGUCUUGGAGGACAGGGUUCUUGGAGUUCAUUGAGGUUUUUGACUAGGAGGAAGCAAGUGGAUUCUGCCCACAAAAAGACCGAGGGUCAGCUUGCCAAGGAGUUAUCUGUUCCCCAUCUGAUUGGAAUUGGUGUUGGUGCGACAAUUGGUGCUGGAGUCUACGUCCUUGUUGGAACAGUUGCUCGAGAACAUUCUGGACCUGCCUUGGCCUUUUCUUUUCUGAUAGCUGGAGUAGCGGCUGCUCUUUCUGCUUUUUUUUACGCAGAGUUGGCUAGUCGUUGUCCUUCUGCUGGAAGUGCAUAUCACUAUUCGUACAUAUGUGUAGGGGAAGGUGCUGCCUGGUUGAUUGGAUGGGCCUUGAUACUGGAAUAUACAAUUGGUGGAGCAGCUGUUGCUCGUGGCAUAUCUCCUAACAUGGCUGCAUUUUUUGGAGGCAUGGAUCAUUUGCCCUUCUUCUUAGCCCGCCAGCAUAUUCCUGGUACUGAUAUUGUCGUGGACCCAUGUGCUGCAAUUAUGGUACUAAUUAUUACGGGACUCUUGUGCGUUGGCAUCAAGGAGAGUACAACCGUACAAGGCAUAGUCACAUCGGUGAAUGUGUGCGCCUUGAUUUUUGUAAUAGCAGCUGGUGGUUACUUGGGAUUCAAGUCUGGAUGGGUUGGAUAUGAACUUCCUUCAGGUUACUUUCCCUUUGGGGUUGAUGGAAUGCUUGCUGGUUCAGCAACAGUUUUCUUUGCAUAUAUAGGUUUUGAUUCUGUUGCCAGCACUGCCGAAGAGGUGAAAAAUCCUCAACGAGAUCUGCCGCUGGGUAUUGGGGCUGCACUGUUUCUUUGUUGUGCAUUGUAUAUGAUGGUCUCCAUCGUUGUCGUCGGCUUAGUACCUUAUUAUGCAAUCAAUCCUGACACCCCCAUAUCCUCUGCAUUUGCAAACCAUGGGAUGCAAUGGGCAGCUUACAUAAUAAACGCAGGAGCUUUUACAGCUCUCUGUGCAUCAUUGAUGGGUGGUAUACUCCCCCAGCCUCGUAUUUUGAUGGCUAUGGCAAGGGACGGGCUGCUGCCACCGUUUUUUUCAGAUAUUAACAAGUUCAGCCAGGUUCCUGUUAAGAGCACAGUCGUUACCGGCCUUGUAGCUGCAAUCUUGGCAUCUUUAAUGGAUGUCUCUCAACUGGCUGGGAUGGUUAGUGUGGGUACGCUUCUUGCAUUCACCAUGGUUGCAAUAUCUGUAUUGAUAUUGAGAUAUAUCCCUCCAGAUGAGGUCCCAUUACCACCUUCUCUCCAGGAAUCAAAUAAUUCAGUACCAUCAAAAGACCGUUUGAUUGGUGAUGACAGAUAUGGUGAAGAUGGAGAGGCAAAUAUUGGUAUUUCUAAGGACAUCAAAGCUGUGGUUACCAAAGAGGAUAUGCCAAUCAAUUGUCCACUUAUUUCUCGACAUUUUGCCAUAGGUAACUGCUUAGAUGAAAGUAAUAGGAGAAAAAUCGUUGGGUGGAUCAUAACACUCACAUGCUUAGGGGUGUUUAUUCUCACAUAUGCAGCUUCGGAUUUAAGUCUUAUCAGAUCUGUUCGUUUCAUGUUUUGUGGUGUGGGUGGCAUUCUUGUUCUAUCUGGUCUCAUCUUCUUAACCUGUAUAGAUCAAGAUGAUGCAAGACACAGUUUCGGGUACUCUGGAGGUUUUAUUUGCCCGUUGGUGCCACUGCUGCCCAUAGCUUGCAUUCUCAUCAAUUCCUACUUGCUUAUUAAUCUUGGAGCUGCUACAUGGGGUCGUGUGUCAAUAUGGCUUGCCAUGGGAGUGCUUGUUUACGUGUUCUAUGGCAGAACCCACAGUUCUCUAAGAGAUGCAGUUUAUGUUCCUGUAUCUCGUGCGGAUGAAAUGUAUCGUACUUCCACAAGCUGUCUAGCUUAAACUCUGCAUGGGAUUUUUAGCCAAAACCCCAAGAAAAAAAUUCUUCCCCGCGAAGUGCAACUGUAAUUCCUGUACAGAAAAUGCAUCUCAAGCUGUUUAGCUCGGUAAUUAAUAGUUUUAUAUUUUAGAAAAUGUGUGUGUUCUAAAUUUUACAUUUAUGUCUUACCGUGGGUGGGGUGAAGUUGCGAGAUUGCUCAAACAAUGUAAAUAUAAUUUGUAAAUUCAAAUUGGGUUUCAUUCUUCA
Messenger RNA from Prosopis cineraria, 2523 nucleotides. RefSeq names its product cationic amino acid transporter 2, vacuolar-like. Gene Ontology annotation, biological process: transmembrane transport; amino acid transport. The record is from RefSeq and is a predicted model, not a curated record. Lineage: Eukaryota; Viridiplantae; Streptophyta; Magnoliopsida; Fabales; Fabaceae. Gene Ontology annotation, molecular function: amino acid transmembrane transporter activity. Gene Ontology annotation, cellular component: membrane. The transcript is spliced from 14 exons. Bases 351 to 2279 code for a protein of 642 amino acids.